AUGGAGCAGCCCCACGAGAACGAUCACCCGCCUUUAUCGCCGUCCGUCGAGGAAAACGAGCAGGCAGAGUUGUUUACAGCGGUGCUUUCCACGCUUGACCGAGAGCAGCUGCCCAUUCUUGCAGCCGCCGUACUACGACGCCUUCAACCAGGACACGGCCCUAUUGCCAAUCCCGCGAUUGGCGAGCCUGUUUAUGGCUCCUAUCAUGUUCUCUUCCCGUUGACCUUCGACAGCGGUGUUCGCUGGAUAGCCAAGUUCCCAAUCAAUGGCACAGAGAGCAAGUGGAAUGAGUUGUCUGCCUCUGCUUUAACAUCAGAGGCCAGCACAAUGCGCCUCUUGAAGCGCGAGACAACAAUUCCUGUACCCGAGGUUUUGGACUUCUCAUCAACCACCAAGAACUCCCUCCGCUGUCCUUAUAUCAUCAUGAGUUUUGUUACUGGAACGCCUUUGUACAAUAUUUGGUUUGGACACCGCAUGCACGGUGUUGACCCGGAGACCACGCGGUCGCGGCGAAUUCGUGCCCUUGAAGACAUUGCAUCGGCCAUGGCCCAGUUGGAGAAGUUUUCUUUCCAGACUGGUGGUAGUCUUGUGUUUGGGAGCGAUGGCAGCCCGUCCGGUAUUGGGCCUAUGCGACGAGUUGACCAGAAGGCGAUGAUCGACAGAUGGUUCGUUCACCAGAACCCAGAUGACGAUCUUAUCCAUCUUCAAUGCGGCGCAUUUAGCAGCCCCAAAAAAUACUACACCCACAUGCUCGAUGUACAUCCUGAAGAGUACCCCAUCCCUAAGGGCAUUGCCAUCCUCUUACGGCAUUUCAUCAGCUGGGUCCCAGAGCCCGGCGACACCGACCCCUUUGUCCUCGCACAUCCAGAUUAUAACAUUCAAAAUUUCAUGGUAUCUGAAGACGGCGGGCUCCAAGGUAUCAUUGACUGGGACGGUGUCGCUGCUGUGCCUUGCAGCCUUGGUAAUGAGAGUUACCCAGGCUGGCUUACGCGGGAUUGGGAUUCCGCUAUGUACAGUUACACAGAAUCCAUGGAAGAUGGAGUGGAACCCGAUGGUGUAUGGGAGGACUCACCCAAGGAUCUGGUCUAUUAUCGCAGCAUCUACGAUGGACUCAUGGCAAAGCACCGGCCGCAGGAAAGAAAAGGUUCCGGCAUCAACUUCUGCCGCAUGUCCCUCAUCACGGAAAACCUGGCUAUUGCGGUUGAUGAUCCUCGAUGUCGGAAUGGGAUUCUGCGCAGGAUGUUGGACGAAAUCUGGGCCGUUGCCGGGGAGGGUGAACAGCCGGAAUUUACGGAGCUAGCUGAGAGCUUCGUGGAGGGCAAUGUGGAUGAGAAGUUAUUGGAGACACUCCGCAGGGGGUUUAAUAUCCUCCUUUCGAAGCAAGGGUUAUAG
This is a messenger RNA of Aspergillus mulundensis, 1392 nucleotides long. Its product is annotated as phosphotransferase family protein. The record is from RefSeq and is a predicted model, not a curated record. The coding region runs from base 1 to 1392 and encodes 463 amino acids. The transcript has a single exon. NCBI's taxonomy places the organism in Eukaryota, Fungi, Ascomycota, Eurotiomycetes, Eurotiales, Aspergillaceae.